Molecule: messenger RNA, 765 nt
Organism: Gracilinanus agilis (Agile Gracile Mouse Opossum)
Lineage: Eukaryota; Metazoa; Chordata; Mammalia; Didelphimorphia; Didelphidae
Product: nucleolar protein 7-like
Exons: 1
Coding region: 1-765 (254 amino acids)
Cellular component (GO): nucleus
Molecular function (GO): RNA binding
Source: RefSeq, a predicted model, not a curated record
AUGGUGAAUCUACGGCCUCGGCGGUCUUGCCGCACGUUGCCAGUCAGGCUGGUUGUGGACCAGGGAGGCGACGGGGAAGACUCAGAGAGGGAAAGCUCAGAAGAGGAAGGUCUGGACUUGGAGUUCCCCGAUGGAGACCUAGCAGCUGAGCCGAUGGCAGACGAGGAACAAGAGGAUGAGGAGGAUGAAGCUCCCGAAGAGGUGACGUUCGCCAGCGCCCAAGCAGAGGCCAAGGAGGAUGAGCGGCGCCUGCAGGACGCUUUGCGCAGAGACAAAGAACUCCUAAAGGAGAAGAGGAAGCGGCGGGAAGAACUGUUCACGGAGCAGAAGAAAAGAAAACUACUUCCUGCCACUGUUUUAGAAGAGUUAACUGCAGCUCCCCAGCCCAAAAUUAAUGAAUCAUCAUCAGAACUGAAAAAAGGUAAUGUGGAAAAUGAGAACAAGGAGAAGAAAGAAGAAAAAAUGUUCCCUACGCAAAUAAAGAAGAGAUACAUGGCCUGUAGACUAAAAGACCAAGAUCUGAUAGAUUUAAGGCAGCAAGCAGCCAAAGGCUUCCUGCAGAAGUAUUUAUACGGUCGAGGGAGCAACAGAACUACUGUAAACAAAUUUCUCUCCCUCAACAACAAGAGACUACUAGUUAAAAAACCUGCAGUCCAGUUUGUGAAUAAUAAUUGGGGAACAGAGAGAAAGCAAAGUGCUAAGAAGUUCAAAAAACAGUGGAUGCAUAAAAAGAAACUAGCUUCCAGAAGACCAAACAUCAUAUAA